This is a messenger RNA of Vigna angularis (adzuki bean), 3413 nucleotides long. RefSeq names its product ATP-dependent DNA helicase Q-like 5. The coding region runs from base 33 to 2834 and encodes 933 amino acids. The record is from RefSeq and is a predicted model, not a curated record. Lineage: Eukaryota; Viridiplantae; Streptophyta; Magnoliopsida; Fabales; Fabaceae. Gene Ontology annotation, biological process: double-strand break repair via homologous recombination. Gene Ontology annotation, molecular function: ATP binding; 3'-5' DNA helicase activity; nucleic acid binding. The transcript is spliced from 18 exons. Gene Ontology annotation, cellular component: cytoplasm; chromosome; nucleus.
UUCAUCUUCUGCUCCCGCUCAACAAAUUUCGAAUGGAGUCGGAUUCUGACUCCGACGGGUCUCACAUCUCUGCAACUCCUCCGAGAAAUUUAAGUUUGUCGCCACCGCGGCCGCUACCACCACCUCUCGUGGUGUCAAACAAAUCCCGAAUCAGAAUUAAACCCUCAAAAUCAAAACCAGCUCCUUCUGGAUCCUCCAAAGCCCCGUCAAAACCUGACCCGGUCCUGGAAACCCCUCUCUCCCUUCCCACCGAUCUCCCCUUCCAAAUUCGGCGACCUUCCGACGCGCCGUCAGUUUCCUCCUCCAUCGAAACCCUCCCUGCUGGUUUCUUCUCCUCCUCCCACUCUGCUUCGUUCGCGAAGAUUCGAAGACCGCUCAUUAACCUAGAACCUUCUGGAAUCGAACCAGUUCUUACUCCCACCGCGUCUGAUUCACGCGCUGAUAGCACCGAUGCGAGGACACGCAGAAAGACGCGGCUUCCCAACCUGAUAGGUGCUAGCGCAGCUAUGCCUACCGUGAAGCCUCGACCAUGCAGCGGCGGCGAUGGGAACUUCGUGAGGCUAAACUUGAGUGGCAAGCGAAGGAAGUUCUUGAACAAGAAGGGAAAAUCCAGCGGGAAAAGAUAUAAGAGAGGGAAAUUCAUAUCGAAGCACGAAAGAGAGGGGAAAGAGAAGGAUAUUGGAGAGAUGAAGCAGAGAGGGGAUUGUAAGAUUCGUGAGAUUGAUUGCGCUGUAGUGGAAGAGGCUGUGGCUGCGACGCUUGAUGAGCCUUCGGAGGAGAAUUUGGUGAAGAUUUUGAAAUUAGUUUAUGGUUAUGAUUGUUUCCGAGACGGGCAGGUUGAGGCAAUUCAGAUGGUUCUUGCUGGGAAGUCAGGAGCGGUUGUUUUGCCGACCGGUGCCGGGAAGUCGCUGUGUUAUCAGUUGCCUGCUCUGAUCUUGCCUGGGAUUACAUUGGUUGUUAGUCCAUUGGUGGCUUUGAUGAUUGAUCAGCUGAGGCAAUUGCCUUAUGUGAUUAAGGGUGGUCUUCUAUCUAGUUCUCAGAACCCUGAAGAAGCCUCUGAAUCACUGAUGCAGCUUCGACAAGGGGAGAUAAAGUUGCUUUUUGUUUCACCGGAGCGGUUUCUGAAUGAAGGGUUUCUGUCUAUCAUUUCUUCUUUGCCAGCCAUCUCACUUGUUGUUAUUGACGAAGCACAUUGUAUAUCUGAAUGGUCUCACAAUUUCCGACCGUCUUUUAUGCGACUUAGAGCAUCUUUGCUUCGUAAGACACUCAAUGUUCGUGCUGUGCUUGCAAUGACAGCAACUGCUACUACCACAACAUUAGAUGGCAUCAUGUCUGCUCUAGAUAUCCCUCACUCAAAUCUUAUUAAGAAGGCGCAUUUUAGGGACAAUUUUCAUUUAUCGGUGUCUAUGGUCAGAAACAGGCAAGAUAUAUGCUUCUACAUAGUGCUUGAGCUUGUAUACUUUCAUUGUGUGAACUUUGCUAAACUUAUGUUUGAAUUCUUUGAACAUAUUAGAAUGAAAGAUCUACUGAUUUUGAUAAAGUCUCCUCCUUUUGCGGAAGUUCAGAGCAUCAUCAUAUACUGCAAAUUUCAGUAUGAAACUGAUCAAGUUAGCAGAUAUUUGAAUGAUCACAGUAUCUUGGCGAAGAGUUAUCAUAGUGGUAUCACUGCAAAGGAACGUAGCUAUGUACAGGACUUGUUUAAUUCCAACAAGAUCAGAGUGGUUGUGGCCACGGUGGCAUUUGGCAUGGGACUGGAUAAAAGUGAUGUUGGAGCUGUAAUUCAUUACAGUUUGCCUGAAAGUCUGGAAGAGUAUGUACAGGAGAUUGGACGUGCCGGAAGGGAUGGGAGGUUGUCCUACUGUCACCUAUUUUAUGAUGAUGAGACAUUUUUCAAACUUCGUAGUCUUAUGUACAGUGAAGGAGUAGACGAAUAUGCUGUGAGCAAAUUUCUGCGUGAAGUCUUUCCUUCUGAUAAAAGCUCGUGUGGGAAAAUAUGCUCAUUAAUUAAAGAAUCUGCUUCACGCAGGCUUGAUAUGAAGGAAGAGGUGAUGCUUACUCUUCUGACACGCUUGGAAUUGGGCAAUGUGCAGUACUUGCAGUUACUUCCACCGAUCAAUGCAACUUGCACUUUGGCUUUCCAUAAGACUACUCCGCCAUUACUUGCCCAAAAAGUAUCUGGUAUAGCUGCAAUUCUAAAAAGAUCUGAAAAUAAGCGUGGGCAAUAUAUUUUUGACAUCCCUACUGUGGCAAAUGACAUGGGGAUUACAGCAGUUACAUUAACAAAUCAGUUGUACGACCUGAAGUUGACGGGAGAAAUAACUUAUGAAAUGAAGGACAUGGCCUACUGUUAUAGGAUCAUUGAAGUCCCUACAGACUUGUUAUCACUAUCUGAAGAUAUUACCCAAUGGUUAUCAGAAGUUGAAAAUUGUAAGGUACAAAAAAUGGAUGCAAUGUUUAGUGCUGUAUAUUUUGCAUUAAAUCUAUGUGAUAAGAUGCAAGGUUGCAGUGGGACCAAUCAUACACCAUGCUUGCAAAGGAAAAUAUUGGAGUAUUUUUCUGGAGUUGAAAAUGCUGAUUUCUGCAAGAAAAUUGAUGGCCAAAGCAGUCCUUUCCUGCGAGCGGAUAUAAAGGUCUUUCUACAGAGCAAUUCACAGGCCCGAUUUACACCAAGAGCUGUUGCGAGAAUAAUGCAUGGAAUUGCAAGCCCGGCCUAUCCUUCAACAACAUGGAGUAAAACUCACUUCUGGGGAAGGUAUUCUCGAAUAGACUUUAAGGUAGUGAUGGAAGCAGCAAAGGAAGAACUUAAACAUUUUGUCGGAAAAUGUACGCUCUAACUAUUUUUGACGGAUUGAUAAUACCAUCUGACAAAUUUGGAUAGGGGGAGCAGAAUCCGUGCAAGACCUGCAUUGAUUCAAGGACCAGGAAUAGAGCUGAAUUUUGUUCCCUGUCAAGUCGUUGGAAUUAAAUAAAAGAGUUGUGUGGCAUGUUGCUAUUGUCGUAAAUGGGGCGCCAGCGCACAUCUGUCAUCUCAAGUUGAGACAAGCUAAAGGAAAAAUGAAGCUAUGCCCCGUUUGUGCCUAACGAUUUGCAUUUGCCAAUUGUUCUUUGGGAAUUGGGAUAGCAUGCGACCUGUGGUUGGGGGAAUCAAGAAUUUACAAUCCUUUGCUGUCUGAUAUUUGUUGUUAUCACCUUGUCCUACAGAGCGAUCCCUAGGAUCUUAUAAGGGAAAAGAUUAACUAGCUCCACCUAGAGGUUUCCCCCUAUCUUAAAUAGAUCUCAGUGUCAAUAAUGUUAUUAUUUGCUUACCUUUAAAUAUCAACAGCAAUUUCUAAUUAUUUGUUCGCACGUACACACGUGUGUCUAUAUAUAUAUAUACUAAUUCAGGUUAGAACAAAAAAGAUAAAUUUGUUUAC